Messenger RNA from Cladocopium goreaui, 2503 nucleotides. Lineage: Eukaryota; Dinophyceae; Suessiales; Symbiodiniaceae. The record is from the annotation of a GenBank genome assembly.
CUCGUCUCCACCGCGUCUCGCCUCGUUCGGCGCCAUGCCGUUGUCGUUGCUGCUGCUGCCGCUGCUGGCUGCGGCGGAGCGGAGCGAUCCCAGCGUGGCGAAUGGAGAGCUGACACCGCCGGAUUUGCCGUUUCCACCCAUGCCAUCGGAUGCCAUCGUCGGCCCCACCCUGGCAGACUCGGUGAAUCGCUGGCCCCCCAAGCGGCAGCCCUUGCGAAAGGAUACUCCCAACAUCGUGGUGAUCAUGAACGACGACGUGGGUUACGGUGCUCCUGACACCUUCGGUGGUCCCAUCCACACACCCACGCUGUCGAAGAUUGCCUCGCAUGGUGUGACGUACAACCGUUUCCACACCACGGCCAUCUGCUCCCCCACCAGGGCGUCCUUGAUGACGGGCCGCAACUCGCACCACGUGGGCGCGGGGCAGAUCACCGAGGCCGCCAGCGGCUUCCCGGGCUACACGGGGACCAUCCCCAAGUCCGCGGCCACCAUGGCGAAGGUCUUGUCAGAGUAUGGCUACGACACUGCAGCCUUUGGGAAGUGGCACAACACGCCCAUCGACAACCUCUUUAAAUCGGGGCCUUUUGAUCAAUAUCCCACAGGUUUGGGUUUCCGCUACUUCUACGGCUUCAUCGCGGGCGAGACCUCCCAGUACGAGCCGCGGCUGUUCGAGAACACCAACCCCAUCGAGCCGCCCAGGACGCCCGAGGAGGGUUACCACCUCACAGAAGAUAUGGCCGAUCAGGCCAUCAAUUUCAUCCGCAGCAACCGCGCGUUGACUCCGGACCGUCCCUUCUUCAUCUAUUUCGCGCCGGGCGGAACUCAUGGGCCCCACCACGUGCACAAGGAAUGGGCCGACAAGUACAAAGGCAAAUUCGACAUGGGUUGGGAGAAGCUCCGCAACAUCACCUACCAGAAACAGAAGGCCAUGGGUUGGAUCCCAGCAAGCACGGAACUGCCGCCCAUCGAAGAGUUCAUGCAGAAGUGGGAGGAGAUUCCCGAGAACGAAAAGGCCUUCCAACUUCGUUUGAUGGAGGUCUAUGCGGGAUACCUGGAACAUACCGACACCCAGGACGGCAAAGUCAUCGAGGAGUUAGAACGACAAGGUUUGUUCAACAACACCUUGGUGGUCUACAUCCUGGGCGACAACGGCGCCUCUGCAGAAGGCUUCCACGGCACCAUCGACGAGUUGCUGACGGAGAACUCGCUGCCCAACACGGCGCAGCAGCAGAUCGAGGUGAUGGAUCGAGACUUCGGCGGUUUGGACGCCUUGGGCUCCAAGGUGGUGGAUAACAUGUACCACAGCAGCUGGGCUUGGGCUUUGGACUCACCUUUCAAGAGCACUAAGUUGGUUGCGGCCCACUUUGGUGGCACACGCACGCCCAUGGUCAUGUCUUGGCCAAAGGUCAUCAAACACGACCCGACGCCACGGUCGCAGUUCCACCACGUCAUUGAUGUGGCGCCCACGGUCUAUGAGGCCAUUGGGAUCAAGUUCCCACAGCACGUGGAGGGGGUGCAGCAGAUGCCCUUGGAUGGGGUGUCCAUGGUGUACACUUGGAACAACGCCACUGCUGAGGACCGUAAAAGUGCGCAGUACUUCGAAGUCAUGGGCAGUCGCGGCAUCUACAAAGAUGGCUGGUUCGCAAGCGUCCUAGGCCCACGUAUUCCAUGGGCAGCCACCAACGAGACACGCAUGAAGGAGUGGAACCCCGACACAGACGUUUGGGAACUCUAUGAUCUGAGCAAAGACUUCUCUCAAGCCAAGGACUUGGCAUCUCAGAUGCCUGAGAAGGUCGCCAAGAUGAAGGAGAUCUUCACGAUGGAAGCAACUCAAAACAAGGUGAUGCCCAUUGGUGCUGGCUUAUACACCAUCUACUACCAUCCGGAGGAAGGUCCACACUCUCCUUUGACUGAGUGGAACCUCCAUGAGGGCAUGACACGAAUCGCGGAAUCCAAUGCACCUGGCUUUCACAGCAGGCAGAGUUCCCUAUCCACCAUUGAUGUGGACUUACCCGAGCUCGCCAGCGGUGUGGUCUUCUGCGUGGGCGGGACAGCUGCAGGUUUCUCGGUGUAUUUCGACAAGGGCUAUCUCUAUGCCGAGUAUAUGGCCACGCUGUUGUACCGCUACAUUGCCAAGUCCUCCCAGCCAGUGGCCGCCGGAAAACACAAGAUCCAGGUGCGGUUGAUCUAUCCCAAAAGCGAGUCGCUCUACCCACCGGCCGAUUUGACCCUCUUCGUGGACGGAGCCAAUGUGGGAUGGGUCAAGGUGGAGAAAUCCAUCCGCUUAGUCUUCGAUGCCUCGGAGACCUUCGACGUGGGCAUGGACCUGGGCGCCCCCGUGUCGUUGAACUACGCUGACCGGGCGCCCUUCAAGUUCAACGGGAAGAUCGAUCUGCUGAAUGUGAAAUACAUCAAUGGUCCCUCCAUAGCAACGGAUGUGGUGGUUUGAAUAUCUGAACCUUGGACGCUCAGUAAACGCCUAUGAAAAUUCGUUGAUUUUGGC